Xiphophorus couchianus (Monterrey platyfish) is the source of this 706-nucleotide messenger RNA. RefSeq names its product double-stranded RNA-specific editase B2-like. The coding region runs from base 30 to 698 and encodes 222 amino acids. Gene Ontology annotation, cellular component: nucleolus; cytoplasm. The record is from RefSeq and is a predicted model, not a curated record. The transcript is spliced from 4 exons. Gene Ontology annotation, molecular function: double-stranded RNA adenosine deaminase activity; adenosine deaminase activity; tRNA-specific adenosine deaminase activity. Gene Ontology annotation, biological process: RNA processing; adenosine to inosine editing. NCBI's taxonomy places the organism in Eukaryota, Metazoa, Chordata, Actinopteri, Cyprinodontiformes, Poeciliidae.
CCAGCAGGAGGUUUCGCUGCCACCUCAGGAUGAAGGUGAAUGGUGGCGAGGGGACUCUGCCUCUCGUCUCAACCAGAACCAAUCAGAAAUUGACCGGAGUGUCACUGGGUCAACAUGUCUGCAUGGCCAGCAUGUCCUGCACAGACAAAAUUGCAAAAUGGAGUGUGGCUGGCCUCCAGGGGGCGCUCCUUUCUCAACUGGUGGAGCCGAUUUACCUGCACAGCCUGACAGUGGGCAGGCUGAGCCACACGGGUCACCUGGGCAGAGCCGUGACCCGCCGUCUGGCUCGGGUCAAGCACCUGCCGUCCCUCUACAGACGACAGCAGCUGCUCCUCGGCUGUUUGAGCAGCAGAGAGGUCCGCCCAGCUGGAAGAGCAGGCGAUGUUUGUGUGAACUGGAGUUUCGGUGAACAAACUCUGGAGGAGAUCAGCAGCUUUACAGGGAGGAGCAAAGAUUCAGGGAGGGCGUCACGAAUAUGCAGACGCUUCCUGUUCAGCUGCUGGCUGAGGCUGGAAAACAAGCUAAACACUCCUGUUUCGGGUCCUGGUGCCACCACAGCGACUUAUCAGGCAUCCAAGAUGGCUGCUGGGCGCUAUCAGAAGGCAAUGCAGCAGUUUAGCAACGCUCUGCAGGAUGUGGGUCUUGGUUUGUGGCCCAGGAAAUCUCAGAAAGUUGGUUACGUUAGUGUUAAUGUGUAAACCAUGCA